AUGCGAAUAGAGGUUGCUCUUUUCAAAUCCCCAGCCUCACGCAUUGCCUGGCUCCUUCUCAAUCCUCUACUUUAUACACUGCGACCUUUCUUCAAGGCCCCUCGUCCGCUGAAUGUGUGGGAAAUCAUCAACGUUCUUACCCAGCUAGCCUUUGGAUACGCCGUUUGGCGAUGGCUGGGUCCCUAUGCUUUCAUGUACCUCUUCUUCAGUACAUUUUUCGGCUUCGGGCUCCAUCCAAUGGCUGCACAUGUGAUCAGUGAGCACUACCUGUUUGCCGACAAUCUGGCUACGCAUUCCUACUACGGUUCAAUGAACUUUCUGCUGUACAACCUGGGCUAUCACGUUGAACAUCACGAUUUCCCCUACGUGCCAUUCAGUAGGCUGCCGGAGUUGAAGAAACUCGCGCCGGAAUACUACGACCACCUGCCGUACCAUUCCUCCAUGUGCAAGGCAAGUUAA
This is a messenger RNA of Dibothriocephalus latus, 459 nucleotides long. NCBI's taxonomy places the organism in Eukaryota, Metazoa, Platyhelminthes, Cestoda, Diphyllobothriidea, Diphyllobothriidae. The record is from the annotation of a GenBank genome assembly.